AGCCUUGUGAUUGUGAUUGCAUUAUUCGGCGGGAAGCUCAGACCAGAAGCUGGUAUUCGGCCAUCGUGACAGAAGAAAGGCGUAAUAUCGAAAUAUAAUUGUCGGAUUCAAAUAAUUUGCAAUUAUGUACAAGUUAACGGAAGGAGCCUUAGAAAAAAUCAUGAGAGGCGUAGAUGUGGAAAAACCGAUACUUCAAAUGUUGGGUUACAAAAAACUACCAAAAUCUGUGAAUAAAGAUGGUACUCCUGGUUGUGAUCGAUACAGAUUACUCGUAUCUGAUGGACAGAAAUUCAACUCAUUUACAAUGCUGGCUACCCAAUUAAACAAUCUCAUAACCGAUGACAUUCUGACUGAAUAUGCAAUCUGCAAAGUAACAAACUAUCAUCUGUCUACGGUGAACAAUGGUGGCAAGGAAAAACGCGUGAUAUUAAUAAUGGGUAUCGAGGUGACAGUUCCUGGCCGCACAGUUGGAUGUAAGAUAGGUGAUCCAACUAACAUAGACAACAAAUCAGAGUCUGAGCCAACUACAUCUAAUACAAAUACAGCCUCGACUAAUGGACGUUAUCAAACUAAUGGUGCAGCUCAGAAAAAUACUUCAAAUAAUUCCUUUUCAUCUGAUAUAUGUACUACACCAAUUGCGGCAUUAAGUCCUUAUCAAAACAGAUGGGUGAUUAAGGUUCGUGUGACCAAUAAAUCUGCGAUUAGAACAUGGAGCAACUCUCGUGGAGAGGGUAAACUGUUCUCUAUGGAUUUAAUUGAUGAGAGCGGUGAGAUUCGAUGCACCGCGUUUAGAGAUAUGUGCGAUAAAUUCUAUGAUAUGAUAGAGAUUGGAAACGUGUACUAUAUCUCACGAUGCGCGCUGAAAGCGGCAAAUAAACAGUUCAACUCAUUAAAGAAUGAUUACGAGAUGACAAUGACCAACGAUACAGAAAUUGUGCCAUGCCAUGAGAACAGCGAAGACAUACCGACGUUGCAGUUUAAUUUCUGUGCCAUAAGUCAGGUGGAAAACAAGGAGAAGAAUGAUAUGAUAGACAUUUUAGGCAUUGUCACAACAUUCAAUGAUGUGCAACAUAUAACACAGCGAAGUACUGGUCGAGAACUUGUAAAAAGAGACAUUAAUAUCGUCGAUGAUAGUGGUGCGAUGAUAAGCGUCACACUUUGGGGUAAACAGGCCGAAGAUUUUGAUGGUUCCAAUAAUCCGAUUAUCGCUAUUAAAGGAGCGCGCAUCGGAGAAUUCAACGGCGGAAAGAAUUUGUCUCUUUUAAAUUCAUCCGUACUCGAAAAGGAUCCGGAUUUACCGGAAGCACAUAGAUUGCGUGGAUGGUAUACUACAGUGGGUCAUUCGGAGACCGCCAAAUCGCUAUCUAAAGCAGGUGGUAGUGGUGAUUUCAAUGCACCUUUAUAUACUUUCCAAGAAGCGACCGAAGCACGGUUGGGAGAGAAAUUAAAUCUCGCCGAUGCUUUUACAGUUGUGGCCACUAUCAAUUUAAUUCGCGUGGAAAAUUCGAUUUACAAGGCUUGUCCUGUAGAAAGUUGCAAGAAGAAGUUAAUUGAUCAAUCUACUGGAAUAUUCAGAUGCGAGAAGUGUAAUAGAGAUUAUCCUAAUUUUCUUUAUCGCUUGUUAGCAAGUAUGAAUAUAGCGGAUGCAACAGGCAAUCGCUGGAUAACCGCCUUCAACGAGGACGCUGAAAAGAUAUUAGGCAUGUCGGCGCAAGAAUUGGGAGAAUUAAAGGAAAACGAUAACGACGCCUAUAUGCAGAAAUUCGCUGAGGCGAGCUUCAAGAGAUUCACGUUCAGUUUGAGGGUGAGAUCUGAAGUUUUUCAGGAUGAAAUGAGAGUGAAACACACCUGUGCAUCGGUCGCUCCGCUAAAUUACAAGACUCACUUGACACAUCUGAUAGAUAGAGUUUCUAAGCUGGUGCAUAUCGAGAAAUUGGAAUCCAACUGAAUAAGAUCUCAUAAAUUUUGAUAAUAAGUUAAUAAGUUUAUGUGUUAAAUUUGUAGAUUAUAAUAAUCUUAGAUAUUAUUCUAUAUUUUUAUACA
Messenger RNA from Nylanderia fulva, 2043 nucleotides. It is a transcript of the gene RpA-70, whose product is annotated as replication protein A 70. Gene Ontology annotation, molecular function: DNA binding. Lineage: Eukaryota; Metazoa; Arthropoda; Insecta; Hymenoptera; Formicidae. Gene Ontology annotation, biological process: DNA repair; DNA replication; DNA recombination. Gene Ontology annotation, cellular component: nucleus. The record is from RefSeq and is a predicted model, not a curated record.